AUGGUGCCCAAACUCACAGGUCAAAUUCUUGCUCAAACAGUCAAGCAUUUCAUUAAAACCAAUAACUUAGACUCAAAACUAUGUGUGGGCAUUGGUACUGAUACGUGUAACCUAAUGUUAGGUGAACACAAGGGCGCUGUAAUGGAAUUGCAAAAAUGUUUGCCAAAUGCUAAAAAGCCCAUGCGCAAAUCAUGCCUUGAAUCUUUUGAUUUCAAAAAGCAGCAGUGUCCAAGCAGUAAGAAAUACUGUGUGUAUAAUGAAGGAAUUGUACAAGAAAGACGCGCAAAUUCCGAAAAACACUUUAGAAUACUAUUCGCAUCUAUAAUGAAAACACAUGAAACCCUGGAUAUUGAACCGACUGUGCCAAGAAUAACAAGCAGGCAAAUGAACAGACCGAACAUAGUUACGUCUGACAAGGAAAAUCAUUACAGACUGAACCUAUAUGUCCCUUUGCUAGAUAAUACUCAAUUCCAGCAUUCGGAUUCUUGUCAACCAUCUGCACAGCUGAUAAAAUGCAAAGAACACAAUUGGCAGGUGUUUAUCGAGGACAUGAAAUCUGAUAGUUCUCUUGCUCUAAAAUACAAGGGAGGACUGGCAGCUGAGACUCUAAAAGCAAUCAUACUGGCCAGUUGUCCAUGUACAUUUGAUAAAAUGUUCGUUGACAAAAAAAUUCAGAUUUUGCAAAUUCACCCGAUCGAAGGACCAUAUUAA
Messenger RNA from Acanthoscelides obtectus, 711 nucleotides. The record is from the annotation of a GenBank genome assembly. NCBI's taxonomy places the organism in Eukaryota, Metazoa, Arthropoda, Insecta, Coleoptera, Chrysomelidae.